AAAAUCAGCUGAAAACCACCACCUCAUUGCGAAAACAAAUAAAAGCUGAAUUUAAAUACACAGUCAACCUUGCAGACGGAGCCCCAAUAAAAUUUAAACAAAACGGGAGAGACGAGAAAAGAAUUCGAACGCGCAUACACGAAGAAGCCGAAAGCGUGUGCACGACUCCCCGAACAAGAACCGUCGUCUUGUGUAUAUAAACCCCCGAUUCACCCAGCCGGCGGCAUCAUUCAUCAGCGCAAUCGAUCGAUCACACGGCUGCGAAUCGCGAGAGCGCUUGGCGAAUACAAUGGCAAUGCACGGGAUGAGGAAGAAGGCCUCGCCGUCGCCGUCGCCGUCGCCGGCGGCGGCGGUGGUCAUGGCCCUGGUCCUGUCGUCGGCGGUGGCGGCGGUCUGCGGCCAGCCGCAGCCGGCGGGGAAGCAGACGGCGGCGAACAACCCGCGGCUGCAGCGGGCGUACGUGGCGCUGCAGGCGCUGAAGCGCGCCAUCACGGAGGACCCCAAGAACCUGACGCGCGGGUGGUGCGGCCCCGACGUGUGCGCCUACUUCGGCGUGUUCUGCGCGCCGGCGCCGGAUGACCCGCACGCGCUCACCGUCGCCGGGCUGGACCUGAACCACGGCGACCUCGCGGGCACGUUCCCGGAGGAGCUGGGCCUGCUGUCGGACCUCGCGCUGCUGCACCUCAACUCCAACCGAUUCGCCGGCGGGCUGCCGGAGUCGCUGCCCAAGCUGCACCUCCUCCACGAGCUGGACGUCAGCAACAACCGCCUCUCCGGCGGCUUCCCGCAGCACAUCCUCUGCCUGCCCAACGUCAAGUACGUCGAUCUCCGGUUCAACAACAUGUGCGGGCCCGUGCCGCCGGCCAUCUUCGACAAGCCGCUCGACGCGCUCUUCCUCAACGACAACCACUUCGACUUCGAGCUGCCGGAGAACCUCGGCAACUCGCCGGCGUCGGUCGUCGUGCUCGCCAACCUGCGCCUGCGCGGCUGCAUCCCGCAGAGCGUCGGCCGCAUGGCCGGCACGCUCAACGAGCUCGUCAUCCUCAACGCCGGCCUCCGCUCCUGCAUCCCGCAGGAGGUCGGCUGGCUCCGCGAGCUCACCGUGCUCGACCUCAGCUUCAACCAGCUCCAGGGCAUGCUGCCGGAGUCCAUGGCCGGCAUGCACAAGCUCGAGCAGCUCGACGUCGCGCACAACGAGCUCUGGGGCCACAUCCCGGAGGGCAUCUGCGCGCUGCCCAGCCUCCGCAACUUCACCUACUCGUACAACUACUUCUGCACGGAGCCGCAGCGCUGCCUCGACAUCCGCCGCAUCGACGACCGCCAGAACUGCAUCGCCGGCCGCCCCGACCAGCGCCCCGGCGACCAGUGCCUCGCCUUCCUCCACCGCCCGCCGCCGCGCUGCGACGAGCACGGCUGCUUCGGCCCGCCGCACUACUAGGCGGCCAGCUCCUCGAUCGCGCGCGCCGGGUGGGAGGGAGAGGGAGAGAGACAGCCGGCGCCGCCCGGCCGCGCCGCCGCGGCCGCGACUUGUAAAAUCCGUUGCUUGGUGGUGGGAUUUGAGUGGAGGGUAAAAUUGGUAAACAGAAACGACCGUAUAUAUUAUACACUGUAAUUUUUCCUCUUCUUCUUUCCUCUUUCUUUUUCACAGGAGUGGUAUUGGAGUAUAUGUUGGAACUGUAGAGAGACAUGAUAGUGCAUUGAUUAUUACAGUGUUAAUUUAAUCACCCACUGACCAGUAAUAAUCUCUGUACUUGUUCCUCAUCAUACAAAUACUACCUCUAAAAUUUCUUCA
Molecule: messenger RNA, 1792 nt
Organism: Panicum virgatum (switchgrass)
Lineage: Eukaryota; Viridiplantae; Streptophyta; Magnoliopsida; Poales; Poaceae
Product: leucine-rich repeat extensin-like protein 6
Exons: 1
Coding region: 290-1438 (382 amino acids)
Molecular function (GO): protein binding
Source: RefSeq, a predicted model, not a curated record